Messenger RNA from Nicotiana attenuata, 2695 nucleotides. RefSeq lists its product as uncharacterized. NCBI's taxonomy places the organism in Eukaryota, Viridiplantae, Streptophyta, Magnoliopsida, Solanales, Solanaceae. The record is from RefSeq and is a predicted model, not a curated record. The transcript has 2 exons. The coding region runs from base 322 to 963 and encodes 213 amino acids.
CAACAAAAUAUAUUCCAAUAUACAUAUAUGUACAAGAUGAUCACCUGCAUAUAACAUACAAUAAAUAGACCCACCGAAUUGUACUGUGGGUAUAUGGUUGAAAAAUAAAUCAAAUUUUAAACCAAUUCCAAACUCAUUAUCACAAAAAAAAAAAAAAAAAAAAAAAAAAAAAAAAUAGGGUGCAAUGGCGGAACAAUCAGGUAUGAAGAACGAUUCCCCAAAUGAGGAGAAACCCUACCAGCGGAAUCAUAGCUCACAAAUGGGUAAACCACUCACUUAUUCCUCUUGCUAUGCGUGGUGACACUUUUGUCGUUCAAAUUAAUGAGGGGGACAUUAGAGAACAAGUGGAGAUCAUCUCUGAUCGGGUGGAAAAUCAGUUCAUAUCAUUCUUCACCAAGCUUAUUGGGAGCGGCAACCAAUAUACUACCUUGUCCAAAUGAUGAGGUAAUAAAGCAGGGUAUUUUUCUAUCUAGAAUCCAACAACUUGACUUAAUCAGAGAUGUCACAGCUGAAGUCAUGGUAGCUAUCAAGAGUAUGUAUACUGAUAAGGCACUAGGGGUGGAUGGCUUUCCAAUUGAGUUCUUUACACAACACUGGGAUGAGGUGAAAGAUGAUGUACUUGCAGAUGUGCUAGAUUUUUUCAGAACUGGAAAGAUGAACAGGGCCAUAAACUGUACAACAAUAACUCUUAUUCCAAAAGUGCCUUCUCCAACACAGGUGAAGGACUAUGGGCCUAUAGCAUGUUGUACCACCCUAUGUAAAAGGAUCACUAAAGUGUUGUCUGGCAGAAUUAAGACUAUUAUCAGUGACUUGGUUGGAGGAUCUCAGUCUGCUUUCAUUGAGGUUAGAAGUAUCACUGACAGUAUUCUCUUCACUCAUGAACUGUUCAAGGGUUACACAAGGAAAGGUAUUUCAGCAAGGUGUAUGCUCAAGGUGAUAUUAGGAAGGCUUAUGACACUCUAGACUGGUACUUCUUGAAAAGACUGUUGAUUGAACUUGGUUCCCCACAUAAGUUUGUAUUGUGGAUCAUGGAAUGCAUAUCAACUAUCACAUACUCCUUGACCCUAAAUGGUGGACUUACAAAACCUUUCAGAGGACAAAGAGGAAUCAGGCAGGGGGAUCCAAUAUCCCCCUACCUGUUUGUCCUAGCCAUAGAAUAUUUGCAGAGGGAGUUUGCACAACUGGCAGUGAACAAGAAUUUCCACUUUCAUCCCAGAUGUAAAAACUGGGCGUGAUCUAUGUGUGCUUUGCUGAUGACCUUUUGAUGUUUUGCAAGGCUGAUCUCCCUUUUAUUAGACUGCUUCAACAAGCUUUUAUGAAGUUUUCAAUGGCUUCAAGCUUGCAGGCAAAUACAGAAAAGAGUUCUAUAUAUCUAUCUGCCAUUUCUGCUUCUUUGAAACAGGAUAUUCUAGAGGAGUUGGGGUUUACUGAGGGUACUAUACCCUUCAGGUACCUUGGAGUACUUUUGGCUUCUAGAAAGUUAUCCAUCUUACAAUGCUGGCCACUAGUGGAGAAAUUACUGCAAGGAUAAACUGUGGGACAUAAAAACUGCUAUCUUAUUUAGGAAGGUUGCAACUCAUCAAAUCUGUUAUCUUUGGAGUACAAUCCUACUGGGCUCAACUAUUCCUACUACCAAAGAAGGUUCUAAAAAUGAUUGAAGCUAUUUGUAUAUCAUUCCUUUGGAAAGGUACAUCCAGUAUUUCUAAGAAAGCAUUGGUCUCAUGUGAGAAAAUUUGUAUGCCUCAAGCUGCUGGGGGGCUAAAUGUAUUGAAUCUCUAUCACUGGAACAAAGUAGAUGUGGCUAAACAUCUAUGGGAUAUAACCAUGAAGAAAUAAUGUCUUUGGAUUCGUCGGGUUCGCUCUUAUUACAUGAAAAAUCAGAUUGUAGAUUCUGUGUCAAUACCCAAGAAUGCAGCCUGGUUUGUGAGGAAGAUAUUAGGACUUAGAAGUCUUAUUACAGAACUUCAGAAUGUGCAAGCUGACUUGCCCUCUAGAUUGGCUCAACUGCUGACUCCUGGUGGAAGCUUUAGCAUAAAGAAAUUGUACUAGCUUCUUCAUCCCCAAUUCCAGAGGGUCCCUCGGAAGAGUUUGAUUUUACAACUACAAUUGCACCUCAGAUUCAAGUUCAAUUUAUGGCUUGUUGCUAAUGGUAGACUACCUACUGUGGAUAGGUUGCAGAAAAUUGGAAUUCAAGUUGCUUAAACUGUGUUCUUGUUUAACUAAUGAACUGUUUGAGCAUUUUUUUCUUUGAUUCCUCUUAUACUAAGAGUAUUUGGUCUAGGCUUCUGUCAUGGCUUGGACAUUCUAGGAAAAUCACUACUUUGUAGGAGGUGCAAUGGGUGACCAUGUGUGCCCAAAUGAAAAAUGGACAUUGGACAGUUGUUUCAUGUGUCUUUGGUAUGAUGAUCUAUCUGAUUUGGAGGGACAGAAACAAGCUUAGGUUUCAAGGUGGGAGCACCUCACAAGACAGACUUUGUCGAGAGAUUGCAGUCCAUAUACACAACAGAGGAAGAUUAUUUCCCAUCUGGCAGAGACAUCUUGCAUCGUUGAUCUUUUUUCCAUAGCAUAGUUAAAUUCUGAUGUAUUUUAUUCCAUGUUUGAUCCUAGUUAGUUGUGAUGUGUAUACGUUAUUGUCAUACAUAGUAUAGGAGUUGAUCCGCAACUUCCUGGUUUAUAAAGAACAACUUUUGUUGAA